AACUCAGUCAGCAUUUGUAGUUAAAGCUAACUAAAUGAAGCGAAUAAGUGAAGUCACUUUCUUUCUUGUGGCACUCGCGUUUGGUGGCGUGCAUGGCGAGUGCGAUAAGUGCAACACUAAUAAUCCUGUAGCUUGUCACAGCGAAACGGUCUAUUCACUCUGCAUUAAUGAUCAACCAACCAUGAAUUUCGUCACAUGCCCCACAGAUUAUAUAUGUACAAGCGAUGUGUAUGUUUGUUAUCCAAGCAAUUCGUCAGUCGCAAGUUGCACUAAUUCAACUAUCGACGAAUCAUCUCAAUGCGGCAUUUGCGCAUCCAGGAACAAUUUGUAUGCGUGCCUUAAUGAAACGACCAUUGCGUUCUGCUUUACAGAUGGUGUGCCACAUUAUGAGUCACUUUCGUAUUGUCCAGCGGGAACUGUCUGCGAUUUGAAUGCGGAAAGUGGAUUUUGUACAGCCGCGACAAAAGCUACGCCAAGUUGCAGACAAAGUCAAUGGACUACCCCGGAACCCACCACUACAACGACUUCUGCAUCUACUAGCGAUACGACUCCUGUAGCCACCACUACAACAACUCCGGUACCUAGUACUACAACAACUCCGAUACCUAGCACUACAACAACUUCUGUAUCCACCACUACAACAACUCCUGUACCUACCAGUACAACAACCCCAGUACCCUCCAGUACAACGACUGCUGCACCCACCACUACAACAACUUCUGUAUCCACUACUACAACGACCCCUGUACCCACCACUACAACGACUCCAGUAGCCACCACUACAACAACUCCUGUACCUACUACUACAACGACCCCUGCACCUACCACUACAGCAACAACUAUAUCCACUACCACAACAACUCCAGUACCCACCACUACAACAACACCUAUAUUCACUACCACAACAACUCCAGUACCCACCACUACAACGACCGCUGCAUCCACCACUACAACAACCCCUGCACCCGCCACUACAACGACCCCUGCACCUACCACUACAACAACUCCUGUAUCUACGACUACAACGACCCCUGCACCUACUACUACAACGACUCCUGCACCCACCACUACAACAACCCCUGCACCUACCACUACAACAACCCCUGCACCUACCACUACAACGACUCCCGCACCUACUACUACAACGACCCCUGCACCCACCACUACAACAACCCCUGCACCUACCACUACAACAACUCCAGUACCCACCACAACAACGACUCCAGUAGCCACCACUACAACAACUCCUGUACCCACCACUACAACAACUCCAGUACCCACAACUACAACGACCGCUGCACCCACCACUACAACAACCCCUGCACCCACCACUACAACGACCCCUGCACCCACCACUACAACAACCCCUGCACCCACUACUACAACGACCUCUGCACCCACCACUACAACAACCCCUGCACCUGCCACUACAACGACUCCCGCACCUACUACUACAACGACCCCUGCACCCACCACUACAACAACUACUGUUGCCACCACUACAACAACUCCGGCUACAACCACUGAACACGAUCUUACUCCUGCGGAAAUUUGCGAAAAUUAUGGCUCAUCGGGUACCAUUGCUUACCCUAGUGAUCUUACGUGUAAAAUGUCUAUUCAGUGUAGCGUAACCAAUAAUGUUUGGAGUGCAGUCGUGCAUACAUGUCCUACGAAUCAGUGGUUUGAUCCUACUUUAAAGUUUUGUACCACAACAUAUAGUUGCCCCACUCAGAGUACUUCAACAACGACAACCACUACAACGGCUACUGUAGCCACGACUACAACAACUCCUGUACCCACCACUACAACGACUCUUGCACCUACCACUACAACCACUACUGUACCCACCACUACAACAACUCUGGAAUCGACCACGACCACUGAACACGAUCUUACUCCUGCCGAAAUUUGCGAAAAUUACGGCGCAUCGGGUACCAUUGCAUAUCCUGAUGAUCUCACGUGUAAAAUGUCUAUUCAGUGUAGCGUAACCAAUAAUGUUUGGAGUGCAGUCGUGCAUACAUGUCCUACGAAUCAGUGGUUUGAUCCUACUUUAAAAUUUUGUACCACAACAUAUAGUUGUCCCACUCAGACAACUAUGGCAACGACAAUAACAACCACAACACCAGAUCCAACCACAACUACUUCGGCUCCACUUACUCUGGAGGAAAUAUGCCAAGACCACGGCACGGCAGAUACAAUUGCUGCACCCAAUGAUACGACGUGUACAAAAUACAUCGUCUGUUCGAAGCCUGGGGCUAGUUGGAUUGCUCAGGAGUAUACUUGUAAGGUUGCCUUUGAUCCGACUACAAAAAAAUGUAGCACUACAUAUGUCUGUCCAACGUAGAGGUAUCGGCGCACUUAAGAGCGCCUCUUGCAGAAAUUGAUUCACAUAAUAGAAAUUGUAAAAUAAGUUUUAUGAAAUUCUUACUUUCUG
Bactrocera tryoni is the source of this 2434-nucleotide messenger RNA. Its product is annotated as mucin-2-like. The transcript is spliced from 7 exons. The record is from RefSeq and is a predicted model, not a curated record. Bases 35 to 2344 code for a protein of 769 amino acids. Gene Ontology annotation, cellular component: extracellular region. Gene Ontology annotation, molecular function: chitin binding. Lineage: Eukaryota; Metazoa; Arthropoda; Insecta; Diptera; Tephritidae.